This is a messenger RNA of Geodia barretti, 321 nucleotides long. Lineage: Eukaryota; Metazoa; Porifera; Demospongiae; Tetractinellida; Geodiidae. The record is from the annotation of a GenBank genome assembly.
AUGUCGGCUCCGGAGGACUACCGGGCUGAGCGCACCUUUGUUUCGCGUGAGCAGGGGGCCGCAUCGCUGACGGUCAAGGAAGUGGAACUGCACCCCGGGUGGGAAGGCAGGUUGCAUACUCACCCCACCGACAUCGCCAUUAUGGUGUCGGCCGGGGCAGUGCAGUUGAUUAUCGACGAUGAACUGCGUACGGUGAGAGCGGGUUGCACUCUUUUUGCACCACCGGGCGUGCCGCACAAGCUGGUCAACAAGCUGUGGAUUCCGGUCCGGUUGCUGGUGACCUACCCUACUACUGACCUGGAGACGGACUACCUGGAGUAG